AUGACAUUAAAUCACGACAAUAGUGCCGUAGUCGUAGCCCCUUACUUAGCGGCAGUAGCUGCAUUGGGUAAAGCAAAGCUAAAUCUUCACUCAUCAAUCGUCUCGACACUUACUAAAUGUAUACCAAGUUGGCGCGACGUCGAGUCUGAUUCGGUGGAUGUCGAACAUUUAGGCGGUGCGAUGACAAACCUCAUCUUUGCGGUACAUAAGCCCGAAGGACAACACUGUGAUGUCCUUGUUCGAGUAUACGGUGAAGGUACCGAGUCAUUUUUUUCUAGAAAAGAUGAGACUCGGCUAUUUCAACUUUUAAGCGAUCAGAAAAUCGGGGUGGAGCUACUUGGUGAAUUCAAUAAUGGAAGAGCAGAGAAGCUUAUACAUGGCACCACGUACACAAGCAAACGUAUGCGACAACCAGAUGAAUCUCGUAUCAUUGCAAAACAAUUGCGUGUCUUUCAUGAGCUUGACAUCGAUAUUGACCGAAUCCCCACGUAUAUAACGAGCAUUCAAAAGUUGCUACAGGUUGCGCGCGUUAAGUGUACGACCGAGAUUUUUAACGACAUUGUAGACUUUGAGCAGCUUGAAAAGGAUAUUGACGAAUUGAAGGAAAUAUUGGAUCAAGUCCCAUCUCCUAUUGUACUUAGUCACAAUGAUCUGCAAUACGGUAACAUUAUGAAGAAUGACGCUGGUGAUGCUGUGCUGAUUGAUUUUGAAUAUACGAGCUAUAAUCCGAGAGGUUAUGAUCUGGGUAACCAUUUCUGUGAAUGGGCGUAUGAUUAUCAUAAGACAGUGAAUGCACAUCUGGGUGACUUUAGUAAGUAUCCAACCCAGGAACAACAGCGAUCUUUUUGCCGUGCGUAUCUUGCGGGGAAGGACGGAAAUGAAGAUGAUGUGAGUGAUGAAGAGAUUGAGAGGUUACGACAUGAAGCAAAUACGUUUUCGCUAGCAUCGCACUUGUUUUGGGCCAUUUGGGGUUACAUUCAAGCGUCACAAUCAACAAUUGAUUUCGACUUUUUGGGUUAUGGCAAAUGUCGCUAUAAUGCAUUUAAGUCCCGCGUGACACUCAAGAGUACUUAG
Messenger RNA from Plasmopara halstedii, 1074 nucleotides. Its product is annotated as choline ethanolamine kinase. Gene Ontology annotation, biological process: phosphatidylcholine biosynthetic process; phosphatidylethanolamine biosynthetic process. Bases 1 to 1074 code for a protein of 357 amino acids. The transcript has a single exon. NCBI's taxonomy places the organism in Eukaryota, Oomycota, Peronosporomycetes, Peronosporales, Peronosporaceae. The record is from RefSeq and is a predicted model, not a curated record. Gene Ontology annotation, molecular function: ethanolamine kinase activity; choline kinase activity. Gene Ontology annotation, cellular component: cytoplasm.